UUUGCAAAGCUCUUGAGCUUUUCGGCCAUUUCUCUGUAUUGGAGAGAACAAAGAGGGAGUUGUAAUUCUAAAAAGAAAAACAAAAUGGUGAGAGCUCCUUGCUGUGAGAAGAUGGGAUUGAAGAAGGGUCCAUGGACUCCUGAAGAAGAUCAGAUCUUGGUAGCUUACAUUCAAAGAUAUGGCCAUGGGAAUUGGCGGGCCCUUCCCAAACAAGCCGGACUGUUGAGGUGUGGAAAGAGUUGCAGACUCCGAUGGACGAAUUACUUGCGACCGGAUAUUAAACGAGGGAACUUCAGCAGAGAAGAAGAAGAAACUAUAAUCGAAUUACAUGAAUUGCUCGGGAACAGAUGGUCUGCCAUAGCUGCAAGAUUACCAGGCCGAACUGACAAUGAGAUUAAAAAUGUCUGGCACACCCACCUGAAGAAACGCCUCAAACAAAAUCCAGCGGUGUCGGAAACAAGACGACACACUGCAGAAAUGCUUGAUUUGGAAGCCUAUAUGGAGAGUGACCUGAAACAUGAGAAUUUUCCAAACCACCAAGGAUUCGAAAGCGCCAACUACGUCCCAGUGUCCCCACAACAAUCUUCAAGUGAUUUAUCCUCACAAGGCACUGAUUGCAGUGCCAGAUCAUGUGAAGAGCGCAACAUUGUCACUGUCGACGAGCAAACCACGAAAAUUAAUGGGAAUUCUUGGGGAAACGUAUUGUCAGCAGACAAUUCAGGCAUGCCGGAAGAUUUCUUCCCAGCAAUUGCCUCCGAUCCCCAACUUCAAUUUCCAUUCUCUUCUUCAUUGUUUUCAGAACCCGUUUAUCCACACCUAUACGGCCAGGACAACGACGAUAGCAUGGAUUUUUGGCUCAAUGUCUUUAUUGAAGCAGGAGCAUUACCGGAGCUGCCGGAAAUCUGAGGACAUUUCAUCGGCUUUUGGGUGUCUUAGUUGGCGGGGAAGUGAUUUGAAUUCUUCAUUUCUGGUUGUUGACCGUUGGGAAAGGUGGGAAUUUCAAGAUGGGCAAAAUGUCCAAAAGCUCUAACCAUUGAUGAAACCAAAAAGAUGGGUGGUGGAGAUUCGAACGGAACAGAACGGAAAAGAAUAAGAAAAGAAAACCGUUGGUGAUGAGAUUUUGAACAGAGAGUGAAAUUGAAAUUUCCACUGUCGAUAGGGUAUUUUUGUACAGGGAAGGCCAACAAAUGUAAGUGGGACGGUCCACAUAGACUAACACUGACAGAGACCUUUCUCUGCUAGGAACAUUUGUAUCUUGUAACCCUAAUUCCAUUUUCAUAGAUUUUAUAAAAGUCCCAUUUGGAUAGAA
This is a messenger RNA of Magnolia sinica, 1309 nucleotides long. RefSeq names its product transcription factor MYB4-like. The transcript is spliced from 3 exons. The record is from RefSeq and is a predicted model, not a curated record. The coding region runs from base 85 to 906 and encodes 273 amino acids. NCBI's taxonomy places the organism in Eukaryota, Viridiplantae, Streptophyta, Magnoliopsida, Magnoliales, Magnoliaceae.